Messenger RNA from Cygnus olor (mute swan), 3353 nucleotides. It is a transcript of the gene LPCAT2, whose product is annotated as lysophosphatidylcholine acyltransferase 2. The transcript is spliced from 14 exons. Lineage: Eukaryota; Metazoa; Chordata; Aves; Anseriformes; Anatidae. Bases 284 to 1957 code for a protein of 557 amino acids. The record is from RefSeq and is a predicted model, not a curated record. Gene Ontology annotation, molecular function: calcium ion binding; 1-acylglycerophosphocholine O-acyltransferase activity. Gene Ontology annotation, cellular component: endoplasmic reticulum.
CGAGGCACACCACCCACCCCUCAGCACCCGGGGCUGGGCAGGGGAAGGAGGACAGCGGUCUAGGGGCGGCUUUGGCAGCGACAGGGGGAGCCCGGCGCCUUCUUGCUGCCACCUCAGGAGACGGGCGGCAGAGGCGGGUCCAGCGGCUCCAUCUUGCGGCCCCUGAGGGCUCCUUCCCCGCGGCGGGACCGGGCCGGGCGGGGCCGGGACAAGGGCUGGGACAGGGGCAGGGGCUGGCACGGGGACAGGGACGGGGACAUCGCGGCCCCCCCGCCGGCAGCUCAUGCGCAAUCAGCCGCCCGGCGGUGGCGGCCUGAGCAUGGCGCCGCGGGUGCUGCCGCUGCCCAGGCAGCACUCCUUCUGCUCGCCCGUCGUCCCCAACCCCUUCGUCCACCCGGGCCGCCUGAGCGCCGGGGACAAGCUGCGGACUGUUCUUCUGGGGAUUAUUUUGCUACCUCUCCGUGUCAUAUUUAUUACAUUCAUUUUACUGCUGUCAUGGCUGGUUGCAUCAAUUGCAACUUACCGUCACCAUGGAGGAGGAUCUGUGCCAUUAAAAGGAUGGAGAAGGAGGAUGAUCCAGACAAGCCUUUCAUGCCUAACUCGUACCUUGUUCUUCGUAAUGGGUUUCCAAGUGAAAAUAAAAGGGAAAGUGGCAAGUCUGCUGGAAGCCCCCAUCUUCGUUGCAGCUCCUCAUUCAAGCUUUUUUGAUGCCAUUGUUUCUGCCUUAACUGGAAUGCCAUCGAUAGUAUCUAGAGCAGAGAACCUUUCAACUCCAGUAUUUGGCACAAUUUUAAGUUCCCUUCAGCCUGUAGCAGUUUCUCGUCAAGACCCUGAUUCACGAAAGAAUACAGUCGCUGAGAUAACAAAUCGGGCAUUAUCAGGAGGCCAGUGGCCACAGAUACUGAUUUUCCCAGAAGGCACCUGCACAAACCGAUCUUGUCUGAUCACAUUUAAACAAGGUGCAUUCAUUCCACGAGUUCCUGUGCAGCCUGUGCUGCUCCGAUACCCCAACAAGCUGGAUACUGUGACCUGGACAUGGCAAGGCUAUUCAUUAAAAGAGCUAUUUGUAAUGACGAUGUGUCAGCUCUUCACAAGAGUAGAGGUUGAGUUUUUGCCUGUUCAUGUGCCUACUGAGGAAGAAAAGAAAGAUCCCGUUCUUUUUGCCAACAGAGUCCGACAAACCAUGGCAACUGCUUUGAAUGUGCCAGUCACUGAUCAUACUUUUGAAGAUUGCAGACUGAUGAUUUCAGCAGGACAGCUAACUUUGCCCAUGGAAGCAGGGCUGGUGGAGUUCACCAAAAUUAGCAAGAAACUCAACCUAAAAUGGAAUCACGUCAGAGAGCAGUUGGAUACCUUUGCUGCUAUUGCAAGUGCUUCCAAAGGGGGAAGAAUUGGAAUUGAGGAGUUUGCAGAGUACUUGAAGCUGCCUAUUUCAGAUGUCCUCAAAGAGCUGUUUCAACUCUUCGAUAGGAAUGGAGAUGGCACCAUCGACUUCAGAGAAUAUGUAAUUGGUUUGUCUAUUCUUUGUAACCCAGCCAACACAGAAGAGACUAUUCAGAUGGCAUUUAAGCUCUUUGACGUGGAUGAGGAUGGCACUAUAACGGAAAAUGAGUUUGCUUGUAUCAUUCAGUCAGCUCUGGGAGUGCCUGAGCUUGAUGUUUCUAACCUCUUUAAAGAAAUAGAUGCAGAUGAAACUGGGAAGCUGUCCUAUGAUGAAUUCAAAGACUUUGCACUCAAGCAUCCAGAAUAUGCCAAACUGUUUACUACAUACUUAGACCUACAGAGAUACCAGCUAGGUAUGUUGGAAGAAGAUGACAUUCAGCCACCUGAAGCCAAAUACACUCCAGUUGGAAAUGCAGUCCCAGUCUCAGAAACAAGACCAUUGGCAAGAAAUAAAGUCUGUCCUGCAGACAACGAAGGGGAUAACUCAGGUACCUCAGACAAAAAGGAUGACUGAAAACAGUUGAAGAAUUCAUCUUUUGAAUUCUACAGGAAUGUUUUCCCUACCUAUUCAUAAGCACAACUGAUAGAAAAUAGAGAUGAAAGUUAUAAUUAAAAAAAAAAAAAAAGUUUCAUGUUUUUUUUACUUUCAUAUCUGGAAGAGCUAUUCCUGUUUGAGUGUAAGGGAAAAAACACUGUAAUUAUUCUGUCCUUGAUUCCAGUAUCACACCAUUAGGAAUGUUGCUCACUGUCUUCCAAGUUCAUGCUUCCACAAAAGUAACGGAUGUACUAAGAGGGUUAAAAGGCUCCAGCGCUGACAUGACCUCUCACAAUAGAGACUGAGGAGUCCCAAUGUAUAAAAACAGGUAGAAUUUUUGGUGCUGCUCAAUUCUUCUACAUACUUAACAUGUCUUAAGGGAAAAAAUAAUUAUACCAGAGUGUUUUAAUUUUCAAAUAUCCCUUAGACUUUCUUCAGAGAGACAGAAAUUAGUUACAGGAAGCUGAGAGUUGAAGCUGGUGUUUUCUUUUAGCUGUCCUUAGAUUUCCCUUAACUACUUGUGAACUAUAAAGCCUAAGCUUCUGAACAGGACAUGCUGUUUCACUGAUGUUAACAGUAACAACUUUAGGCUUAAAGGCUAGUUAAAGAUGGAAGUGGCUGCAUUUCUAUACAACAAAAAACUAAUCAGAAUUCCAAGAUAGCAGUUCACAGACCACAGGAAAAUGUAGACAAUAAGACCCAAGAAUUAAUGGACUAUUUCAAAAUAAAUAGAAUGUUGCUUGCAAUAACAACUGUUCAGGACCACAUUAGGAGGAACAUUUCAAACCUCAGCAUAUUUUUAUUCUAAUAGUUAUCAACAGAGGAAUGUGACCUUGCUCUGCAAAACUUGAAAGGUAAAUAUGCUGUCAAACCAUAGUUCCAGUAGUUUAUACCUACUCUAAAAUAGUCUCCUAGAAACCGUAUUUGCAUUACUGUGCCAUUACUCAUUAUGGUUGUAGGGUCUGAUUCAAAACCAAGCUCUUUCUGGUCAAUGAUUUGAGUAUGUUUUGCCUCAGUCCCGUCUAGUGCACUGGAAAUUGAGCCUUUUCCUUUUUCUGUCCUUCAUCUGAAUGCACUUUAUACAGCAUUUUAAAUAUAUAGGUAUUUAUGCAGAUAGCUUCUAAAUAAAAACUUGGAGUGUAAUGACAGGAUAUUUUCAAACUAAAAUUGAGGUGAGCAAAGUCUAGAAUGUCUAGUACCAAAAAGAACCUAUUUUCAGGUGGUUUUCAUAUGUGAAAUGUCAAGCUUUGCCUCUAAAUUAUUGUUUGCGUUUUCUGGCUCCAAGUGUAUUGCCAUGUUUAAUCUUUUCUGUAUUUAUAACUGUGCCUAUCCUGAUGUUUCACGUGCUUAAAAUAAAUCUAUAUUUUUACUUGAA